Molecule: messenger RNA, 1991 nt
Organism: Eptesicus fuscus (big brown bat)
Lineage: Eukaryota; Metazoa; Chordata; Mammalia; Chiroptera; Vespertilionidae
Gene: PBX2
Product: PBX homeobox 2
Exons: 9
Coding region: 1-1293 (430 amino acids)
Biological process (GO): embryonic organ development; eye development; regulation of transcription by RNA polymerase II
Cellular component (GO): nucleus
Molecular function (GO): RNA polymerase II cis-regulatory region sequence-specific DNA binding; DNA-binding transcription factor activity, RNA polymerase II-specific
Source: RefSeq, a predicted model, not a curated record
AUGGACGAGCGGCUGCUGGGGCCGCCCCCUCCAGGCGGGGGCCGGGGGGGCCUGGGGCUGGUGGGUGGGGAGCCUGGGGGCCCUGGCGAGCCUCCGGGUGGCGGAGACCCCGGUGGGGGUGGCGGGGGGGUCCCGGGAGGCCGAGGGAAGCAAGACAUCGGGGACAUUCUGCAGCAGAUCAUGACCAUCACGGACCAGAGCCUGGACGAGGCCCAGGCCAAGAAACACGCCCUGAACUGCCACCGCAUGAAGCCAGCGCUCUUCAGCGUCCUGUGUGAGAUCAAGGAGAAGACCGGCCUCAGCAUCCGGGGCUCCCAGGAGGAGGAGCCCGUGGACCCCCAGCUUAUGCGCCUGGACAACAUGCUUCUGGCAGAAGGUGUGGCUGGGCCUGAGAAAGGGGGGGGCUCAGCGGCAGCAGCUGCAGCCGCAGCAGCUUCCGGGGGCGGCGUGUCCCCUGACAACUCCAUCGAACACUCGGACUAUCGCAGCAAACUGGCCCAGAUCCGCCACAUCUACCACUCGGAGCUGGAGAAGUACGAGCAGGCAUGUAACGAGUUCACGACCCACGUCAUGAACCUGCUGAGGGAGCAGAGCCGCACGCGGCCCGUGGCACCCAAGGAGAUGGAGCGGAUGGUGAGCAUCAUCCACCGCAAGUUCAGCGCCAUCCAGAUGCAGCUCAAGCAGAGCACCUGCGAGGCCGUCAUGAUCCUGCGCUCCCGGUUCCUGGACGCCAGACGGAAACGCCGGAACUUCAGCAAACAGGCCACCGAGGUCCUAAACGAGUAUUUCUAUUCCCACCUGAGUAACCCGUAUCCCAGCGAGGAGGCCAAGGAGGAGCUCGCCAAGAAGUGCGGCAUCACCGUCUCCCAGGUCUCCAACUGGUUUGGCAACAAGCGGAUUCGCUAUAAGAAAAAUAUCGGAAAGUUUCAAGAGGAGGCAAACAUCUACGCCGUCAAGACCGCCGUGUCCGUCACCCAGGGGGGCCACAGCCGCACCAGCUCCCCGACACCCCCUUCCUCCGCAGGCUCUGGCGGCUCUUUCAAUCUCUCAGGAUCCGGAGACAUGUUUCUGGGGAUGCCCGGGCUCAACGGAGACUCCUACUCUGCCUCCCAGGUGGAAUCCCUCCGACACUCGAUGGGCCCCGGCGGCUACGGCGAUAACCUCGGCGCAGGCCAGAUGUACAGCCCUCGGGAAAUGAGGGCAAACGGCGGCUGGCAGGAGGCUGUGACCCCGUCCUCAGUGACGUCCCCAACAGAGGGACCAGGGAGCGUUCAUUCUGACACUUCCAACUGAUUCCCCCUCGGGGCCACGGGCUGGGGGCUCACGAGGUGACGACUGAGGACAAAGGCAUCCGGAGGACAAGCCCCAGACACAGGAGAAGCACAAGAUGGAGAAGGGCAAAUGGGGUUGCCCUACCCCAGCCGACUCGGUGCUGGGGCUGCUGACUACAUGGCAAGGAGAAGGGGGUCCCCUAAGGGGAAGGCGGGGUCUGUUUUCCCUUCUUUUCAAUCUUUUUCUCUCCCCAUUUCUUACACAGAAACACACCCAGAAUCCUGUCUUUCAGAUCCUCUCUCUCUCUCUCACAGACACAUACACAACUAUUGUUUCUCUCACAGACACACAUAUGACUAUUCUGUUUCUCGGUCAUACAAACAUACACAACUAUUCUCUCUCUCUCUGUUCACCCAUUCUCCCUCCCCCACUCCUUAUCUGCUCUGGGAUCUGUGGAGACGCCAGCCUUGCCCUACCUACCAGAGAUGCCAAAAAUGGGGACACAACUUCUGGACCGAUGACCUGGCCACGCCCCGGGCCUCCCACCCCUCCCCCUCCAGACGGCUUUAUUACCUCAUAUGCAGCUCAUCUUAAACCAAUAGAAUUGCUCGGUGAACGAGAGUGUCUGACUCAGAUAUCUACCUCGGAGGGAGUUUCUGCUACUUUAGGGAAUUGGGAAUUGUUAACUGGGUUUGGGGGUUGAACCUUUUUUUUUUUUU